AUGGUUGUCCUAUUUAAGCAGCUAUUUGUGUUACCUCUGAUAAUAUUCACAAUCUGAAUCUAUGCUAACAGUCUGGCAGUAUGUCCGGGGUGAUUCUGAGACUCGAUGAGACCGUUGUUAAUCGGAUUGCUGCUGGAGAAGUUAUCCAACGUCCUGCUAAUGCUAUCAAAGAAUUGCUUGAAAACUGGUAAGUUGGUUAACUAGCUAGCUAGAAAGAAAUAAUGCUAAUUGUUAGCUAUAUUGCUAACAAUAGUAGCUAGCUAGCGUUCAAGCUAAGAGUUUAUAAGUGUACAUAAUUGUGUUUCUGAUAGUACUAACGUCAUUUAACGUGAGUUAGCUGGCUAGCUCUAAGGAGAUAGAGUUCUAUCAAAAUGUUGUAAAUAUAUAUAGUGAGUCACAAACAGAGUUGUGUGCAAAUACAGAAUGCAACUUUCAAAUAAAAAUCUGUCUGUAAAUAUGCCCAUAUAGAUAGAUAGUUUCACAAACACAUGUCAUGAUCCAAAGUAAAUGAGUCGUUAACAAAAGCAAAUGAUCCUUUCCUCACUCUCUUUCCUCCUAUCGUUCUUAACUACAUUUCCUAGCUUCCUUUCCUCUAUUCCUUGCUCCCUUUACUAUAUUAGAUUCAUCUCCUUUCCUUGCUCCCUUUUGUUCACUGGCUUCCUUUCCACUCUUCCUUUCCUAGUUCCCUUUAUGCAUUUACCAUCAAUCAAUCACAUUUAUUUAUAAAGCCCUUUUUACAUCAAUAGAUGUCACAAAGUGCCUAUACAGAAACCCAGCCUAAAACCCCAAAGAGCAAGCAAUGCAGAUGUAGAAGCACAGUGGCUAGGGAAAAACUCCCAAGAAAGGCAGGAACCUAGGAAGAAACAUAGAGGAACCAGGCUCUGAGUGGUGGCCAGUCCUCUUAUGGCUGUGCCGGGUGGCGAUUAUAAGAGUACAUGGGCAUUAAGGCCAGAUUGUUCUUCAAGAUGUUCAAAUGUUCAUAGAUGACCAGCAGGGUCAAAUAAUAAUCACAGUGGUUGUAGAGCAGGGAUCAUCGACUAGAUUCAGCCGCGGGCAGAUUUUUUUUUCUUGAGCGGAUGGUCAUGGGGCCGGAACAUAAUUACAAAUUAUUUAUUUAUUUUUGCUCAGAAGACUUGGGGGUCCACAUAAAACCACCCUUGGGCCGCCAGUUGGGGAACCAUGUUGUAGAGGGUGCAACAGGUCAGCACCUCAGAAGUAAAUGUCAGUUGCCUUUCCUCCUUUUCUUGCUCCCUUUCCUUCCUUAGCUUCCUUUCCUCUCCCCUCCUCCUUUUCUAUAUCCCUUUCCUCAUUUCCUAGCUUUCUUUCCUCAUUUCCUAGCUUUCUUUCCUAAUUUCCUUGUUCACUUUCCAACUUCCUUUUCUCUUCUCCUUUCCUAGUUUCCUUUCCUCUUUUCCUAGCUUCCUUUUGUUAAACUCUCACCAUCCUUUCCUCCCUUCUUUACUUUCCAAGCUCCUUUUCCUCAUAUUCUUUCUUAGCUACCUUUCCUUUCCUCGCUUCCUUUCCUUGGUCUUUUCCAAUCCUCCUUUUCCAGCUUCCUUCUCCUUUUUUCUAGAUCCCUUUCCUCAUGUCCUAGCUUACUUUCCUAAUUUCCUUGUGCCCUUUAUUUCCCUAACGUUCUAGUUUCCUUUCCUAGCCUCCUUUCCUAGCUUCCUUUCCUUGCUCUCUUCACUUAUUUUCCAGAUAAUGUGUAGAAUUGCUGGAAAUUUGCUUUAAAACUUUAAAUGUUUCUCUGUCGCAUGGCAAAAUGUGUAGCGUUAGGAAAGGAUAUAAGGUAAGAGCAAUGAGGGGAGGAAAGGGAUCAAGGAAAGGAAGCUAGGAAUGGUAGAUGAGAGACCUAAGAUAGGAGGAAAGGAAGUUGUGGAAAGAAAGGGAAUGAGGAAAUAAAGCUAGAAAAGGAGGAAAGGAAAGGGAGCAAGAAAAGGAGGAAAGAAAGCUAGGAUGGGAGGAAAGGAAGCUAGGAUAGGAAAGUAAAGAAAGUUAAGUAUAGGAGGACCGAGAGCUAGGAAAGCAAAGGAGGAAAGUAAGGAAAAUGAUAGAGGAACAGAAGCAAGUAAAGAAGGAAUGAAAGAAGCGCCAUGCUCUACCUUCCGGAGACAUUUGAAACCACACCUCUUUAAGGAAUACCUGGGAUAGGAUAAAGUAAUCCUUCUACCCCCCCCCUUACUCUAUGCUCUAGCUGUGGUAUAUGUAAGGGAUAAUCAACGAGAGGCUAUACGUUCUCUGGAAAAUAAUGCAAGUCCGUGGAAGGUUAGUUCAACUCCAUAGAACGCAUAGCCUCUUGUUGAUUAUCCCUUACAUACAGUGCAUUCGGAAAGUACUCAGACCCCUUGACUUUUUCCACAUUUUGUUACGUUACAGCCUUAUUCUAAAAUCGAUUAAAUAUUUUUUUUUACCCUCAUCAAUCUACACACUACCCCAUAAUGACGAAGCAAAAAAUGGUUUUAGGAAAUGUUUCCAAAUGUAUUAAAAAUUAAAAACAGAAAUACCUUAUUUACAUAUGUAUUCAGACCAUUUGCUAUGAGACUCGAAUUUUUGCUCAGGUGCAUCCUGUUUCCAUUGAUAAAUAAUUCUUGAUGUUUCUACAACUUGAUUGGGUCCACCUGUGGUAAAUUCAAUUGAUUGGACAUGAUUUGGAAAGGCACACACCUGUCUAUAUAAGGUCCCACAGUUGACAGUGCAUGUCAGAGCAAAAACAUUUUACAUUACAUUUUAGUCAUUUAGCAGACGCUCUUAUCCAGAGCGACUUACAGUUAGCGAGUGCAUACAUUUUCAUACUGGCCCCCCGUGGGAAACGAACCCACAACCCUGGCGUUGCAAGCGCCAUGCUCUACCAACUGAGCUACACGGGGCCUGACGUCAAAGGAAUUGUCCGUAGAGCUCCGAGACAGGAUUGUGUCGAGGCACAGAUUUUACAUUUAAGUCAUUUAGCAGACGCUCUUAUCCAGAGUGACUUACAAAUUGUUUCAUUCAACUUAGGAUAGCCAGUGGGACAACCACAUCUUGAUCACAGUAAGUACACUUCUUCAAACAAGCAGCUGUGAGCAAAGUCAGUGCAAUCAGGGACAACUACAUCUCGAUCACAAUAAGUACAUUUCUUUAAACAAGUCAGUGCUAGCAGGUGAAAUAAGUCAGUUGUUAGUUUAGACAAAAGACAGUGGUAGUAAAGGGGGGGUUAGAAGGAUUACUAUUAUACUAUUCCAGGUAUUCCUUAAAGAGGUAGGGUUUCAAGUGUCUCCAGAAGGUGGUCAGUGACUCCGCUGUCCUGGUGUCGUGGGGAGCUUGUUCCACCAUUGGAGUGCCAGAGCAGCGAAUAGCUUUGACUGGGCUGAGCGUGAACUGUGCUUCCGUAGAGGUAGGGGAGCUAGCAGGCCAGAGGUGGAUGAACAUAGUGCCCUCGUUUGGGUGGAGGGUCUGAUCAGAGCCUGAAGGUAAGGAGGUGCCAUUCCCCUCACAGCUCCGUAGGCAAGCACCAUGGUUUUGUAGUAGAUGCAAGCUUCAACUGGAAGCCAGUGGAGUGUGCGGAGGAGCGGGGUGACAUGAGAGAACUUGGGAAGGUCGAACACCAGACUGCAGCGUUCUGGAUAAGUUGCAGGGGUUUAAUGGCACAGGCAGGGAGCCCAGCCAACAGCGAGUUGCAGUAAUCCAGACGGGAUAUGACAAGUGCCUGGAUUAGGACCUGUGCCGCUUUCUGUGUAAGGUAGGGUCGUACUCUGCGAAUGUUGUAGAGCAUGAACCUGCAGGAUCGGGUCACCGCUUUGAUGUUAGCAGAGAACGACAGGGUGUUGUCCAGGGUCACGCCAAGGAUCUUUGCACUCUGGGAGGAGGACACAAUUGAGUUGUCAACCGCGAUGGCGAGAUCAUGGAGCGGGCAGUCCUUCCCCGGGAGGAAGAUCAGCUCCGUCUUGCCGAGGUUCAGCUUGAGGUGGUGAUCCGACAUCCACACUGAUAUGUCUGCCAGACAUGCGGAGAUGCGAUUCGCCACCUGGUUAUCAGAAGGGGGAAAGGAGAAAAUUAAUUGUGUGUCGUCUGCGUAGCAAUGAUAGGAGAGACCAUGUGAGGAUAUGACAGAGCCAAGUGACUUGGUGUAUAGAGAGAAUAGGAGAGGGCCUAGAACUGAGGCCUGGGGGACGCCGGUGGUGCGAGCACGUGGUGCGGAGACAGAUUCUUGCCACGCCACCUGGUAGGAGCGACCUGUCAGGUAGGACGCAAUCCAAGAGUGAGCAGCGCCGGAGAUGCCCAACUCGGAGAGGGUGGAGAGGAGGAUCUGAUUGUUCACAGUAUCAAAGGCAGCGGAUAGGUCUAGAAGGAUAAGAGCAGAGGAGAGAGAGUUAGCUUUGGCAGUGCGGAGAGCCUCCGUGACACAGAGAAGAGCAGUCUCAGUUGAAUGACCAGUCUUGAAACCUGACUGGUUAGGAUCAAGAAGGUCAUUCUGAGAGAGAUAGCAGGAGAGUUGGCUAGAGACGGCACGCUCAAGAGUUUUGGAGAGAAAAGAAAGAAGGGAUACUGGUCUGUAGUUGUUGACAUCGGAGGGAUCGAGUGUAGGUUUUUUGAGGAGUGGUGCAACUCUCGCCCUCUUGAAGACGGUAGGGACAUAGCCAGUGGUCAAGGAUGAGUUGAUAGGUGAGGUAAGGGAGAAGGUCUCCGGAAAUGGUCUGGAGAAGAGAGGAGGGGAUAGGGUCAAGCGGGCAGGCCGGCCGUCACAAGUCGCAAGAUUUCAUCUGGAGAGAGAGGGGAGAAAUAAGUCAAAGCAUAGGGUAGGGCACUGUGAGCAGGACCAGCUGUGUCCUUUGACUUAAUAAAUGAGGAUCGGAUGUCGUCAACCUUCUUUUCAAAAUGGUUGACAAAGUCAUCCACAGAGAGGGAGGAGGGAGGGGGAGGAGGAUUCAGCAGGGAGGAGAAGGUGGCAAAGAGCUUCCUAGGGUUAGAGGCAGAGGCUUGAAAUUUAGAGUGGUAGAAAGUGGCUUUAGCAGCAGAAACAGGAAGAAAAAGUAGAGAGGAGGGAGUGAAAAGAUGACAGGUCCGCAGGGAGUCUAGUUUUCCUCCAUUUCCGCUCGGCUGCCCGGAGCCCUGUUCUGUGAGCUCGCAAUGAGUCAUCAAGCCACGGAGCAGGAGGGGAGGACCGAGCCGGCCGGGAGGAUAGGGGACAUAGAGAGUCAAAAGAUGCAGAAAGGAGGGUUGAGGAGGCAGAAUCAGGAGACCGGAGGGAGAAGGAUUUAGCAGAGGGAAGAGAUGAUAGGAUGGAAGAGGAGAGAGAGAGCGAAGGUUGCGACGGCGCAUUACCAUCUGAGUAGGGGCAGAGUGAGUAGUGUUGGAGGAGAGUGAGUGAGCGAGAGAGAAAAGGAUACAAAGUAGUGGUCGGAGACUUGGUGGGGAGUUGCAGGGGAAGGGGUACCAAAAAAUGUCUGCAGUAUUGAAGGUCCCCAAGAAUACAAUGGCAUCCAUCAUUCUUAAAUGGAAGAAGUUUGGAACAACCAAGACUCUUCCUAGAGCUGGCCGCCUGGCUAAACUGAGCAAUCGGGGGAGAAGGGCUUUGGUCAGGGAGGUGACCAAGAACCCAAUGGUCACUCUGACAGAGCUCCAGAGUUCCUCUGUGGAGAUGGGAGAACCUUCCAGAAGGACAACCAUCUCUGCAGCACUCCACCAAUCAGGCCUUUAUGGUAGAGUGGCCAGACGGAAGCCACUCUCAGUAAAAGGCACAUGACAGCCCGCUUGGAGUUUGCCAAAAGGCAUCUAAAGACUCUCAGACCAUGAGAACGACUCUCUGUUUUGAUGAAACCAAGAUUGAACCCUUUGGCCUGAAUGCCAAGCGUCACGUCUGGAGGAAAUCUGGCACCAGUGAAGCAUGGUGGUGGCUGCAUCAUACUGUGGGAAUGUUUUUCAGCGGCAGGGACUGGGAGACUAGCCAGGAUCGAAGGAAAGAUUGUUGAUGAAAAUCUGCUCCAGAGCGCUCAAGAACUCAGACUGGGGCGAAGGUUCACCUUCCAAUAGCACAAUGACCCUAAGCACACAGUCAAGACAACACAGGAGUGGCUUCGGGACAAGUUUCUGAAUGUCCUUGAGUGGCCCAGCCAGAACCCGGACUUGAACCCGAUCGAAUAUCUCUGGAGAGACCUGAAAAUAACUGUGCAGCGACACUCCCCAUCCAACCUGACAGAGCUUGAGAGGAUCUGCAGAGAAGAAUUGGAGAAACUUCCCAAAUACAGGUGUACCAAGCUUGUAGUGUCAUACCCAAGAAGACUAGAGGCUGUAAUCGCUGCCAAAGGUGCUUCAACAAAGUACUCAGUAAAGGGUCUGAAUACUUACGUAAAUGUAAUAUUUCAGUUCUUUAUUUUUAAUAAAUUUACAAAAAUGUCUAAAAACGUGUUUUUGGUUUGUCAUUAUGGGGUAUUGUGUGUAGAUUGAGGCUGUAACAUAACAAAGUGGAAAAAGUCAAGGGGUCUGAAUACUUUCCGAAUGCACUGUAUACCACGACAUUCAGCCAAUUAGCAUCCAGGAGCCACUCCCCAGUUUAUAAUCAUUUUUAUGAGAACUGAGGAUGUUCUAAUCAUAGGUGUCUGUGUUGGCCAGAUAAGUAUUCAGCUUGGGUCCAGGUCUGUAUGUUAGAGAAUACAACAGUGUAACAAAGUUUUAGAAGUGCAUGUAUGAAUAACAACAUUUGUAUGAAUUACUAAUGUAAAAAAUAUAUAUACCACCCACCAACACACACACACACACAUAUUUUGAUGUACUGUGGAAGUUUGCUGCACUGGACCCUAGUGGAUGCCUAGCAUGUAGGACAUGUUGCCACGCAGCCUGCUCACUACCUCUGUUUUGGACCCCGUCAGCACAGAUUCUCCGUCAUUUGCAACAGCAACAAGCUUCUCCUGCAUUUAUGGAAUUGCACGUUGCUUUGAACAACAAAGGAGCUGAUUGGCUGACUGGCAGUGGUGGCUAAUGCUAGCUAGCAUGAGGAUGAAAAGGGCAGUUUUCCAGGAAAAACUAUCAGUAUUUCUCAAUGUAUCAGUUUGGAUAUAGGUAAAAUAUGGAGAACAGUGGCACAUCCCAUCCCUGCAUUGAGGUACGUUUUCCGACCCAUAUCUCGCGCCGGCUCGACUGUGUCUUAAUCUAAUCAUGAUUGUGUUCCGACCCCAGUGCAGCUCAGUGUAAACAAGCGAAAUCUGCUGGCUGGCUAGUUAGCUAGCUACACACAGACAACACCACUGGCUAGCUAGCUGUAGAUUAGCUAGCUAUGGAAAUAACGCCAAUGUGAUCAAUACUUGUCACAUUGGAGUUAUAUCCAUAGCUAACUGUAGCUGUGCAGCAGUUGCUAUUCUCAUGACAGCUGAUUGUUUAUAUAGUUACUGUACGAAGUCUUUGCAAUUUGGUUUGUGAGAAGAUAUCAGUUUGGAUCACCAUAUGAAAUCUGCAUUCACUGUAAUGUUACAGUUUAGAUGCCAAGUCCACCAACAUACAAGUGACUGUGAAGGAGGGGGGUCUGAAACUUAUCCAGAUCCAGGACAAUGGCACUGGCAUCAGGGUAAGAGGAGUGUGUGUGUGUGUGAGUGAGAGAGAGAGUCUGUGAGGUGAGUCUGUGAGUGAGUCAUGCAAGCAAAAUAAAUAACUUCCACCUAGUCUAUAUUUUGGUUCACUUCUCAAUUUCCCUCUGACUGUUUUACUUUCUCUUUGAAGAAAGAAGAUAUGGAAAUAGUAUGUGAACGGUUUACAACAAGCAAGCUCCAGACUUUUGAAGACCUCAACUCUAUCUCAACCUAUGGUUUCAGAGGAGAGGUAAAGUAUUUCAGAUUGUUUGAUCAUUUGAAUAAUUUGAUCAUCCACAUUGUCAGGGUUACAUUGUAAUAGGGAUGUAUUUGGUAUAGGCUAUUCUUAUAUGGGCAAAGUUAUAUUUUCAAUUCUAAUAUUUCUGUACUAUCCAUGUGACCUGUUACCUGUGUGUGUGUGUGUGUUUGUUUUCAGGCACUUGCCAGUAUAAGCCAUGUUGCCCAUGUGACCAUAACAACCAAAACGGCUGAUGCCAAGUGUGCUUACAGGUAACCUAAUAUUUGAUUAUGCUUUGCUUGACGAGGCCAUCAGUACUUUGUCGAAAUGCUCAGUAAUAUGUUUGAAUCCUCAGUCUAAGUACUGCCCUCACCCUCCUCAGAGCCACCUACUGUGAUGGGAAACUAAAGACCCAACCCAAACCCUGCGCUGGAAACCAGGGGACACAGAUCACUGUGAGUUCAUUAAAUGGCCACUGACAACUGCAGGUUAUAUGAACUAUAAUGUACAAAAGAGAACUUCAAAUAUCUCUGAACAUCCACAGGCGGAGGAUCUGUUCUACAACGUGUCCACCAGGAGGAAAGCCCUAAAGAGCCCCAGUGAGGAGUACUCCAGGAUUGUGGAGGUGGUGAGCAGGUGUGUGGCCUCAGACAGUGUCAUUCCCAUCACUACCAGUGCACAUCUCAUGGGUCAAGCAUUGCAAAUAUUUUGUGUUGUGAAUCAUGCAAAUAAUAUAUUUAGGAUCUUUGUUUUACAGGUAUGCGAUACACAACUCUGGGAAAAGCUUUGCUGUCAAAAAGGUGAGAUUGUUUAUUUUCUUUCACAUUUCUUACCCUUGAUGUUUUCACCUGAGGUCAUUGUCCCUGAAGGGAGGAGACUUUGGUUAUAUGUCACAAAUAUUCUGUCUGUUUCCAGCAAGGCGAGACCAUGGCAGACGUCAGGACCCUACCCAACGCCUCCAUACUGGAUAAUAUCCGUGUGGUGUUUGGCAAUGCAGUCAGCAGGUACUGGAGAAAAAAAAAAUUGCCCUCCAUGAUUACUCAUGUUGGGAUGUCAGUUCCUCGUUGAGUGAAUAGAGGUUAUGCCACCCAUUUUGAAUUGUAUAUGCAGCCAUACAGAGUUAUAAUCUUGAUCUGUUAAUGAAUGCUUUGAGCUAUAAUCUGAUGUGUUUUGCAUAGUUAAUAAGUUAAUUGGACUUAUGCUGGUUUUUCCUGUGCUCAGUGAUCUUGACCUUCCCCAGCGGGCGACACUGAUUGAAAUAACUUAAUUACAACCAUAUUACAACUAGUUGAAAUCUGGUUAUAAUGACGUCAUUGACACCAGUUUUGCCGUUGAGUCUGUCGUGUGAAGAGAAUGAGCAGUGUGUUGCACGUUCUUUUCCAUAGGGAGCUGAUUGAAGUGGGCUGUGAGGAUCAGAAGCUUGCCUAUAAGUUGAAGGGCCACAUCUCCAACGCCAAUUACUCAGUGAAAAAGUGCAUCCUCAUCCUCUUCAUCAAUCGUAUGUGCCACAGGAAUGCUAUGUUAAAUUAACUAGUUAUAUGAAUUCGAAUACGAUAUUCCUGUGAACUUUUACUAAUAGUCUUGUUUUCUCCUCAGAUCGUCUGGUGGAAUCGAGUGCCUUAAAAAAAGCCAUUGAGACCGUUUAUGCUGCAUACCUUCCCAAGAACACUCACCCAUUUCUAUAUCUCAGGUAACUCCGGUUACUGUCACUUAACUGGAAAGCAAAUCGUUUCUGGUUGUAUUUACUGUUCUUUGUUCUGAUGCUUUAGCCUGGAGAUUGCCCCUCAUAACAUCGACGUGAAUGUCCACCCUACCAAACACGAGGUGCACUUCCUCCACGAAGACUGUAUCAUCGAGAGCGUUCAAAAACACAUAGAGAGCAAACUCCUGGGCUCCAACUCCUCACGCACAUACUUCACACAGGUGCUGUUAGCCCUGUAGUCCUCCAUGCUGAAUGUCAUUGUAAUGUUUUUAACAGGAUAUUAUACUAGUAGGUAUUUAAAACUAUAUUUGGCUAUGAAACAUACAGUAUGUGCCAAUAAGCUAAACUGUGUGUAUGCAAUUCUCUUUCCCUUUCUUUAGUGGAUUAGUUGGUGUGUAGAAUCAUUAGUAGUAGUAGUAGUAGUAGUAGUAAAAAAUAGUAGCUGCUUUCUUGGAAUUGAGAUGAAAAAGAACCAAAAGUUAUCCAUUUGACCUAUUUCUCUGUAGACAUUGCUGCCUGGGCUGUCCGUCUCCACCAGCGAGGGGAAGCCUUCCUCCAGCUCCACAGGGGACAGUGAGCGGGUCUACGCCCAUCAGAUGGUGAGGACCGACAGUAGAGCCCAAAAGCUGGACGCCUUUCUCCAGCCGGCUUCCAAGCUGGUCCCUACUCCCACCGCCAACCUUAAUGGGCGGAGCAGGGGGGAGCCUGUGACCACCAAAGACAUGGAAGAGAUGGACAAUGCAGAGAUCCUGCAGGAACAGGCGCAUGGUACCACAGAGGAAGGGGAGGGAACCAGCCUAAAUACUCCAGCUGAUCUCCCCAGGUGAUGAUGACUUCUUUGUAGGCGUUAGGGGUACAUUCAUUGAGUGCUUGUUUGAAUAGUCUGUGUCUGGUGUAUUAAGUGGUUUAUGGAGUGUGUCUGUGGAUUUAGUGGUGUAUGGAGAUAUGUGUGUGCGCACGUAUUUAACUGAGUAUGGUGUGCGUUUACUUGUUUGUAAAAGCAGUGUAUGGAUUAUGUCUGUGUGUAAUAGCAGUGUGUGGUGUUGUUGGGUUGGCCCAGGAAGCGUCCCCGUGCUGGUCAGGAUGAGGAGCAGGAGGAAUUGACUGCUGCAGCCACAACCAGGAGACGAGCCAUCAAGCUGAGCAGUGUGAAGAAGCUGAGAGAUGACAUCGCUGAGCACGCACACAAAGGUAUACCCAACUCCAUCCAUCCAUCAUCAAAUACUGGACACAGUGUCUGCGGGUGUCUCAAUUCUAACUACCAUAGGUUAGAAGUAGUGUGUGAAAGGGGGAGAACUGAGUAAGGGGAAACGCGAUUGAAAGAGCUAAUCCACUACAUCACACUAUAUACUGUAGAUUUUCCACUAUAUUUGUGAUUGUCUUUGCUGACACCAUCAGGUCAAGAAAGUUACUUUGCACAUAGCUGUUUCAAUACUGUACUUACUUUAUUACAGAAAAUUGAGAUUGUAGUAAACUAAGGAUGGUAAAAACACUUAGCAGAAGAUUUGGUUUGAGUGCCUGUCAAAUAUGUUUGGUCUUCCUCAGGUCUUCAAGAGAUGCUUCAGAAUCACUCGUUUGUGGGCUGUGUCAACCCCCAGUGGACUCUGAUCCAGCACCAUACCAAACUGUACCUUCUCAACACCACCAAACUCAGGUCAGAACCACAUGCACUCCCCUACGUAUUUAUGUGGACAGUUAAGCUAAAACGUAUAAUUUGGCUUUAAACGGCAGCAUUUUGGAUUUGAGAUAAAAAUGUUUCAUACGAGGCGACAGUAAAGAAUCACCUUUUUAUCAGAGGGUAUCUUCAUAUCUGUUUUACCAUUUAGAAAUGUAAGCACUUUAUGUAUCUUGUCCCCACAUUUGAAGGCAUCAUAAGUAUUUGGACAAAUUCACGUAUACAGAGCCUUCAGAAAGUAUUCACACCCCUUGACUUUUUCUACAUUUUGUUGUUACAGCCUGAAUUUAAAAUUGAGAUGUUGUGUCACUGGCCUACACACAAUACCCCAUAAUGUCAAAGUGGAAUUAUGUUUUUCUAAAUUUAAAAAAAUGUAAAGCUGAAAUGUCUCGAGUCAAUAAGUAUUCAACCCCUUUGUUAUGGUAAGCCUAAAUAAGUUCAGGAGUAAAAAUGUGCUUAACAAGUCACAUAAUAAGUUGCAUGGACUAGCUCUGUGUGCAGUAAUGGUGUUUAACAUGACUACCUCAUCGUUGUACCCCACACAUGCAAUUAUCUGUAAGGUCCCUCAGUCGAGCAUUGAAUUUCAAACACAGAUUCAACCACAAAGACCAGGGAGGUUUUCCAAUGCUUUGCAAAAAAGGGCACCUAUUGGUAAAUGGGUAAAAAAAAAUAAAAGCAGACAUUGAAUAUCCCUUUGAGCAUGGUGAAGUUAUUAAUUACACUUUAGAUGGUGUGUCACUACAAAGAUACAGGCGUCCUUCUUAACGCCGUUGCCAGAGAGGAAGGAAACCGCUCAGGGAUUUCACCAAUGUUGACUUUAAAACAGAGUUUAAUGGCUGUGUUAGGAGAACUGAGGAUGGAUCAGCAACAUUGUAGUUACUCCACAAUACUAACCUAAUUGACAGAGUGAAGAGAAGGAAGCCUGUACAGAAUAUAUAUUCCAAAACAUGCAUCCUGUCAACAAGGCACUAAAGUAAUACUGCAAACAAUGUGGCAAAGCAAUUAACUUUUUGUUCUGAAUACAAAGUGUUCUAUUUUGGGAAAAUCCAAUAAAACACACUACUGAGUACCACUGUCCAUAUGUUCAAGCCUAGUGGUGGCUGCAUCACGUUAUGGGUAUGCUUGUAAUCGUUAAGGACUAGGGGAGUUUUUCCAGGAUAAAAAAGAAACGGAAUGGAGCUAAGCACAGGCAAAAUCCUAGAGGAAAACCUAGUUCAGUCUGCUUUCCACUAGACACUGGGAGAUGAAUUCACUAUUAAGGAGGACAAUAACCUUAAACACAAGGCCAAACCUACACUGGAUUUGCUUGCCAAGAAGAUAGUGAAUGUUGCUGAGUUUGAUUUUCAAGCAGAUUUAAGUCAAAAACUAUGGUAAGACUUGAAAAUGGUUGUCUAGCAAUGAUGAACAACCAAAUUGACAGAGCUUGAAGAAUUGUAAAAAUAAUAAUGGGCAAAUAUUGUACAAAGCUCUUAGAGACUUACCCAGAAAGACUCACAGCUGUAAUCGCUACCAAAGGGGAUUCUAAAAUGUAUUGACUCAUGGGUGUGAAUACUUGUCAAUUAAAUAUUUUUGCAUUUCAUUUUCAAUAAAUUUGCAAAUAUUAAAAAAAAACAUUUUCACUUUGUCAUUAUGGGGUAUUGUGUAUAGAUGGGUGUGAACAAAAAAAAUCUAUAAUCUAUUUUGAAUUCAGGCUGUAACACAAAAUGUGGAAUAAGUCAAGGGGUAUGAAUACAUUCUGAAGGCACUGUGUGUAUUAAAGUAGUCAAAAGUAUUUGGUCCCAUAUUCCUAGCACGCAAUGACUACGUCAAGCUUGUGACUGUACAAACUUGUUGGAUGCAUUUGCGGUUUGUUUUGGUUGUGUUUCAGAUUAUGUUGUGCCCGAUAGGAAUGAAUGGUAAAUAAUGUAUUAACAUUUUGGAGUCACUUUUAUUAUAAAUAAGAAUAGAUUUCUGAACACAUACAUUAAUGUGAAUGCUACCAUGAGUAUGGAUAAUCAUGAAUGGGUCAUGAAUAAUGAUGAGUGAGAAAGAGGCACAAAGGUCAUACCCCCAAGACAUACUAACCUCUCACCAUUUCCAAUAACGGGAGAUUAGCAUUUUUGGGGGGGUAUGAUAUUUAUGCCUCUAACUUUCUCACUCAUCCAUUAUACUGUAUCCCUAAUCAUAGUAGCAUCCACAUUAAUGUAGAAGUGUUUAGAAAAACAUUGAAAAGUAUUCAUGUGCGGUUGCUCAAGGUGCUGAAUAUUUGGCUUUUUCUCAUUUUUAGCCAGGAGCUAUUCUACCAAAUUUUGAUCUACGACUUCGGCAACUUUGGCAUCUUGAGGUUAUCUGUAAGUAUGACACGCAUCAAUGUGUUGCACGGUAUACCGGUACCACGGUAAUAUCACGGUACCAAAACGUCACGAUACUUAUGAUACUAACAUUUUAGAAUACCGUAGUACCGUCUGAUAUGAUACAGCCAUAUUUUUCGGCCCUACCGAUCUAAAGAACCAACUGGCACCUGUUAAAAUGUUUAUAAAGUCAGUUUUGUUUAUAAAUUCAGUGACAUUUUUUUUAAACAACAGCUAGUCUAUUGUAUGCGCCAGUCCAAUAGAUCUCGCCAACUUGUAGUCCUAAAAACUGGAAAUUAGUUACCUCUGGUUCGUUCAGCCAUUCCUAUGGGGAAAAUGAAUAGGGUUUUGGGAUAAGCGCUGAAAAUAAGGUCUGAGGUUAACACAGGCUUAGGAGGAGAUCUUAUACGUUUUGUCAGUAACAUUAACUUUAUAAAUUAUGAAGCCUUUGUGCUUUUUUUGAAUACAUAAAUCCUUCAAAAUUCACAAAGUGGUGUUAGCUGAUGAAGAUUAUCUCAGAAUAAAACGUAUAAGAUCUAAGCCUGUGUUUACCACAGACCUUAUUCAUUUCCCCAUAGGCUUUUUCCAACGAACUAUGGCGGAGUUGGUCUCUACAAAAAGACAGCAUGACUAUUUCUCUCUAAUUUCCACUUCACUUUCCUGCGCAUCUCACGUGAUCAGCAAGCCGCAUCCCCUUCCAGCCAUCACUCACCUGCUUCUCGCAAUCCGCUCUCCCUGCACAUCUAUUCCUCCAUCAGUUAAAAAAAAGUUAUAAUUUUUUGGUACUUUUUACCCCUAUUUCUCCCCAAUUUCAUGAUAUCCAAUUGGUAGUUAGUCUUGUCCCAUCUCUGCAACUCCCGUACUGACUCGGGAGAGGCGAAGGUUCGAGAGCCAUGAGUCCUCCGAAACACGGCCCUGCCAAGCCACACUGCUUCUUGACACACUCAUUUAACCCGGAAGCCAGCUGCACCAAUGUGUCAAAGGAAACACAGUACAACUGGCGACCGAAGUCAGCGUGCGUGAGCCCGGCACGCCACAGGAGUCGCUAGAGCGCGAUGGGACAAGGACAUCCCGGCCGGCCAAACCCUCCCCUAACCCGGACGAUGCUGGGCCAAUUGUGCGCCACCUCAUGGGUCUCCCGGUCGCGGCCGGCUGAGACACAGCCCGGGAUCGAACCCGUGUCUGUAGUGAUGCCUCUAGCACUGCGAUGCAGUGCCUUAGACCGCUGCGCCACUCGAGAUGCCCUCCUCCAUCAGUUUUUUAAAUAUAAUUUUGCCAUGAUGGCGAGUGGGAUGCAGAUCCUGAUGAGUCUCCUGUUGUUACAUUUGUACAUUGGAGCAGUGUGCAGAGCGAGCAAAGUUGAUGCAUUGUGUAAUUUCAUCGCCAUUGUAUAACCAUGCACAGGCCAGCCUGAGUGGGCUUUGCAAUUGCAAGUUCCAUAUUACCGGAGUGAUUUUGCACGCUUUUUAUAUAAUUUCAUAAACCAUAUGAAACCAUUUUGAUAACAAACAUUGUUCAGUCAUGUUACCUAGCUAGCUAACAACCUGGUAACUUGACAGUAGGUCUAGGCCAAUUUGAUUGGCACAGGAAGGUGCCAAAUGGUAGGAUUCAUAUAGGCCUAAUGUAAGCCUAAACUGUAUCAAAAAUCUAUCUAUUUCUGGUGCUUCUUAAAUUGUUAGGUGCCUAACGUUUUUAAAGUUGGGAGCAGUAUGUACAGUGCAUUCGGAAAGUAUUCAGACCCCUUGACGUUUUCCACAUUUUGUUAGCCUUAUUCUAAAAUGGAUUAAAUAGUUUUUUCCCCCUCAUCAAUCUACACACAAUACCCCAUAAUGACAAACCAAGAACAAUUUGCACCCAAAAAAAACAUUUACAUAAGUAUUCAGACCCUUUACUCAGUACUUUGUUGAAGCACCUUUGGCAGCGAUUACAGCCUAGAGUCUUCUUGGGUAUGACACUACAAGCUUGACACACCUGUAUUUGGGGAGUUUCUCCCAUGCUUCUCUGCAGAUGUUCUCAAGCUCUGUCAGGUUGCAUGGGGAGCGUAGCUGCACAGCUAUUUUCAGGUCUCUCCAGAUGUUAGAUCAGGUUCAAGUCCGGGCUCUGGCUGGGCCACUCAAGGACAUUCAGAGACUUGUCCCGAAGCCACUCCUGCGUUGUCUUGGCUGUGUGCUUAGGGUUGUUGUCCUGUUGGAAGGUGAACCUUUGCCCCAGUUUGAGGUCCUGAGCGCUCUGGAGCAGGUUUUCGUCAAGGAUCUCUCUGUACUUCGCUCCGUUCAUCUUUCCCUCAAUCUUGACUAGUCUCCCAGUCCCUGUCACUGAAAAACAUCCCCACAUCAUGAUGCUGCCACCACCAUGCUUCACCGUAGGGAUGGUGCCAGGUUUCCUUCAGAUGUGACGCUUGGCAUUCAGGCCAAAGAGUUCAAUCUUGGUUUCAUCAGACCAGAGAAUGUUGUUUCUCAUGGUCUGAGAGUACUUUAGGUGCCUUUUGGCAAACUCCAAGUGGGCUGUCGUGCCUUUUACUGAGGAGUGGCUUCUAUCUGGCCACUCUACCAUAAAGGCCUGAUUGGUGGAGUGCUGCAGAGAUGGUUGUCCUUCUGGAAGGUUCUCCCAUCUCCACAGAGGAACUCUAGAGGUCUGUCAGAGUGACCAUUGGGUUAUUAGUCACCUCCCUGACCAAGGCUCUUCUCCCUCGAUUGCUCAUUUUGGCCGGGCGGCCAGCUCUAGGAAGAGUCUUGGUAGUUUCAAACUUCUUCCAUUUAAGAAUGAGGCCACUGUGUUCUUGGGGACCUUUCCAAAUCAUGUCCAAUCAAUUUAAUUUACCACAGGUGGACUCCAAUCACGUUGUAGAAACAUCUCAAGGAUGAUCAAUGGAAACAGGAUGCACCUGAGCUCAAUUUUGAGUCUCAUAGCAAAGGGUCUGAGUUCUUAGGUAAAUAAGGUAUAUGUUUUAUGUUUUAUACAUUUGCAAAAUUGUCAAAAAACCUGUUUUCGCUUUGUCAUUAUGGGGUAUGGUGUGUAGAUUGAGGGAUUUUUUAUUUAAAAUAAGGCUGUAACAUAACAAAUUGUGGAAAAGGGGAAGGGAUCUGAAUACUUUCCGAAUGCACUGUAUAUUGGACAGAGAGGUGUGUGUGUGUGUGUUUGAGGGAGAGCGUCUGUAUUAACUCCUGAGUGGCGCAGCGGUCUAAGGCACUGCAUCUCAGUGCUUGAGGCGUCACUACAGACCCCCCUCCAGGCUGUAUCACAACCGGCCGUGAUUGGGAGUCCCAUAGGGCGGCGCACAAUUGGCCCAGCGUCGUCCGGGUUUGGCCGGUGUAGGCCGUCAUUGUAAAUAAGAAUUUGUUCUUAAUUGACUUGCCUAGUUAAAUAAAAAUAUUUUAAAAAAUUAACUGAAGAGUAACGUUUUCAACAUAUUGCCACAAUGACAUCCAGAUCAUAAUGUAUAUUCCUUCCUCCCAUUCCUCAAGCCAAAUCACAGGUAGGUCUUUUGCAAAUAUGAGCAAAUCAUCCAUUCUAUGCAGUAUUAGAUUAUACAGUGAACGGUGUGAAUUAAGUUAAUGUGUUGUUUUGAGUAGAAGUGUGAAUAUCAGUGACAGGUUUUUUGCAUUAGCACAUGCAAAUAAUGUUUAGAAAACAGGAACAAUCGUCCGGGGGACGGGGCGAACAGGGCGCUAGUCCACUGAGUUUUCCCCGCUGUGGUAUCGCGAUAUUACUUGGUGUAUCGUGAUACUAGGCAUGGUAUCGUUAGUAAAGUUUUGGUAUCGUGACAACCCUAAAUCAAUGCCUGGAAAAUGAAUUGAGGUACCAGACUAGAGAUAGGUACUUUUCUUAUAUCCAGAGGCUGUGAUUCUGGGCCUGUUUUCACUAAUAGUCUCAGAGUAGGAGUGAUCUAAGAUCAAUUUAGCCUUUGAUAAUAAUGAAUAAGAUAAAAUGGACAGGGAGGACCUGAACCUAGAUCAGACGCUUUGUGAAUACGAGCCCAGAUAUUUGGCUCCGAGUUGGUUUGUUGAUGUUGUGUUGUUCCAGGAACCUGCGCCACUCUAUGACAUGGCCAUGCUUGCUCUGGACUCCGAGGAGAGCGGCUGGUCGGAGGAUGACGGGCCCAAGGAGGGUCUGGCCCAGUACAUAGUCGACUUCUUGAAGAAGAAAUCUGAGAUGCUGGAGGACUACUUCUCCAUGGAGAUAGACCAGGUCAGUCUGCUGACCCUCUGUAUCCUGUCUGUGCUGACAAAAACAUUGCAAUCAUACCUUGUUGUAACAUUAGCACUUAACUCCUAAAUGUAAUUCAUGCAUGACAUCAGGGCAAAACUUAAGAUCAGUAUGUGUCUUGUUUGCAGGAAGGAAAUCUCACUGGUUUGCCAUUGCUGCUUGACAAGUACACCCCUCCUAUGGAGGGUCUGCCAAUGUUCAUCCUACGUUUGGCUACUGAGGUGUGAACUAUUCUUAUCCAUGACCAUGUCUUAUCAAUAAGUUCUUUAUAGACUAAAGUGACUAAUCAGAGGGGUUGUGUAGGUGAACUGGGAUAAUGAGAAGGACUGCUUCAGAGACUUCAGCAAGGAGUGCAGCCAGUUCUACUCGAUCAGGAAACAGUAUGUUCUGGAGGUGGAGCCGGGAGAGGAGGAGCAGGUAUGUCAGAUGCGCCAUCCUGGGUGGUUUUCAUUAGGCACCAAACAGAAGGAAAUGGACUGACAGGGAAGGACUACUGGAGUUGGCCAAUAAUGAACACAACCCUGUUCAGUGAUUAUAAUGGGCCUCGCACUUGUCAAUCUGAUAUGUGGGCAGUUGAUGACACCUAGGUCACAUUUAGUAGAGACCAAGAAAGGAUUCAGGAGCAAAUAAUUUUGAAAUGUAAGAAAUACUGCCAUGUCACUCCAGAACCUGCUCUUAUAUUUUCAGUUUAAACUUUUGGUCCCAUUUAGCACAUACUGAACGAGACUAUGGUUGUAAAUAUGUGUUGCAGGAUGCAGAGCUGAACUCGUGGCGUUGGAAGGUGGAGCAUCUCCUGUUCAAAGCCUUCCGGAGCCUCUUCAGUCCCCCUAAACAUUUCAGUGAGGAUGGCAGCGUACUCCAGAUUGCCAACCUACCGGACCUCUACAAAGUGUUUGAGCGGUGCUAAGACAUGAGAAAAAGACUCAGUCCAUGGGCUGCUAUGAUUUGAAUGUCUGUUUUGGAAACCUUUUUGAUAUUUUGUGUAUAUAUACUGUUUUUGUUGUAAACCCUCAUCUUCCAAAUGGUUUAGGCUGUGGUUAAGAUACGCAUUGGUAGCUCUAACCAUUAACUUUUACUGAGUGGAUUAUCCUAUACAUCAUAAGGGAUUGAGGUGCUAGUAGCUUUACAUGCUAUGGUGCCUGGGUAUAGUGUAGUGUUGGGAUAAUUCAAUCAUUAACAACGUGUUCAUGAUUAAUGGAAACAAUAUAAACUGAAACAAAGGGCAGUGUAAAUCUGGUACAGAGUUUAUUCAGAAUAUUUCAAUGCGGUAGCUGCCCCAGACACAAUCACUGUGGUCCUGAGACUUGAAACGGCUUUCAGAACAGCGAACACUGUUUGAGAAGAAAGUGGUAUGUAGUGCCAUCUUCUGAUGUACUUGCCUUUCACUCCAAAUAAAGAACCUCAAACCAUCACUCUUCCAAAUGGAAUUCAAUGUGCCAUAACCCAUGCAAUUAAAAAAAAAAAAAA
Molecule: messenger RNA, 19156 nt
Organism: Coregonus sp. 'balchen'
Lineage: Eukaryota; Metazoa; Chordata; Actinopteri; Salmoniformes; Salmonidae
Source: the annotation of a GenBank genome assembly